AGACAACUCUCUGGUAUAUAUUUUCGAUUAGAUUCUUCGAGCUUUAACUUCAAUCGUUCAAAGAGAAGACCAGCUCUCGGUACUCAAUCCUCUCACGCAAUUCCAGGACUGAUGCUGUGACCGUUUUGUUGGACCGGUUUUCUUGUUGUGGUGGAGAUUUGAUUUGGUGACAAGCAGCUUCAUCACGGGAAUUUUCUAUUGAGUCCUCGUUUAUAUUUUGAGCGUUUCUUGUAACAUGAAACAAUUUCAGAUUGAAUUAUACUAUGCUGUAUAUUUGUAAACAAUGCAAGGUUUCCAGUCAUAUAACUACCCAUUUCAGCUCUUCAACUUUUGCAUGUUGUUUGGAAUGGACUGAGACUUGUUCCUCAAAUCUUCUUUCUUUUAUGUUUGUUAAAGAUAUAACUGCAUUUCGUGGGAAAUUGUAGAUCUCUAUUGGAUAUACAUACGUGGGAAGCAGAAACAAUUGACCACUUUAAUGGUGGAUUUUUGAUCACCUGAAAUUUGGAAAUCCUUCUUACUUAUCAUCAAUGGAGAGCUUAGCGCAACUGGAAGCAUUGUGUGAAAGGCUUUACAAUUCACAGGACUCCGCUGAACGUGCUCAUGCAGAGAGCACUCUGAAAUGCUUUUCUGUAAAUGUUGAUUACAUUUCACAAUGUCAAUACAUACUCGACAAUGCAUUGACUCCAUAUGCAUUGAUGUUGGCUAGUUCAAGUCUGUUGAAGCAAGUGACAGAGCAUAGUCUCUCUUUGCAGCUCCGACUUGAUAUCCGAAACUACCUUAUAAACUAUCUGGCCAACAGAGGACCUGACUUGCAGCCUUUUGUAACUGGAUCACUGAUUCAGCUGUUUUGUCGAGUUACAAAAUUUGGGUGGUUUGAUGAUGACAGAUUCAGAGAUGUGGUUAAAGAGUCAAUGAACUUUUUGAGUCAGGCAACAUCAGGUCACUAUGCCAUUGGCUUGAAGAUACUGAACCAGCUUGUGUCUGAAAUGAAUCAGCCUAAUCCAGGACUGCCUGCAACACAUCAUCGAAGGGUGGCCUGCUCUUUCAGGGAUCAGUGUCUUUUCCAAAUUUUCCAGAUAUCUCUGACAUCAUUGUGCCAACUUAAAAAUGAAGUUGCAAACCGGUUACAAGAACUGGCCCUUUCUCUUUCGCUGAAGUGUUUAUCUUUUGAUUUUGUGGGGACGUCUUUGGAUGAAAGUUCUGAAGAGUUUGGUAGUGUUCAGAUUCCAUCUUCUUGGAGGUCAGUCCUAGAGGAUCCUUCAACUUUGCAGAUAUUUUUUGAUUACUAUGCAAUCACUAAGCCCCCACUCUCAAAAGAGGCUUUGGAGUGCUUAGUGAGACUUGCUUCUGUAAGGCGUUCUUUGUUCACAAAUGAUGCUGAGCGUUCCAAAUUUCUGGCCCAUUUAAUGACAGGAACUAAGGAAAUUUUACAAACUGGCCAAGGUCUUGCUGAUCAUGAUAACUACCAUGAAUAUUGUCGUCUUCUUGGACGCUUCAAAGUCAAUUAUCAGUUGUCUGAGCUUGUGAAGGUGGAAGGUUAUAGUGAUUGGAUACGUCUAGUGGCUGAAUUUACAUUAAAAUCUCUUCAGUCCUGGCAGUGGGCCAGCAGCAGUGUUUACUACCUUUUAGGACUGUGGUCCAGAUUGGUGACAUCUGUUCCCUACCUCAAGGGUGACACACCAAGUAUGCUGGAUGAAUUUGUUCCUAAGAUAACCGAAGGUUUUAUCACUUCACGAUUUGAUUCUGUACAGGCUGGAUUUCCAGAUGACAUCUCUGAGAACCCAUUGGACAAUGUUGAACUUCUCCAGGAUCAGCUAGAGUGCUUUCCUUACCUUUGCAGAUUCCAGUAUGAAAGUAGUAGUCUCUAUAUAAUAAAGGUUAUGGAGCCGAUUCUGCAGACUUAUACAGAAAGAGCAAGGCUACCAGCAAGUGGAGAUAAUGGUGAACUUUCUGUGGUUGAAGCAAAACUUGCAUGGAUAGUUCAUAUUAUUGCUGCCAUUCUUAAAAUCAAACAGUCCAUUGGAUGUAGUACGGAAUCACAAGAAAUAAUUGACGCGGAACUUGCAGCCCGUGUACUCCAGUUAAUAAAUAUCAGUGAUAGUGGAUUACACAUUCAGAGAUAUGGGGAGUUAAGCAAGCAAAGACUUGAUCGUGCGAUUCUUACUUUCUUUCAGCAUUUUCGAAAGUCUUAUGUUGGUGAUCAGGCAAUGCAUUCUUCUAAGCAGUUAUAUGCCCGCUUGUCUGAGCUUCUUGGAAUCCAUGAUCAUCUUUUGUUAUUGAAUGUCAUUGUUGGAAAAAUUGCCACAAAUCUCAAGUGUUACACAGAGAGUGAGGAGGUUAUUGAUCACACCUUAAGUCUGUUCUUGGAGCUGGCGUCUGGAUAUAUGACUGGAAAGUUGCUUCUGAAGUUGGAUACUAUUAAAUUCAUAAUUGGGCAUCACACUAGGGAACACUUCCCAUUUUUAGAAGAAUAUAGAUGCUCUCGUAGCAGAACAACCUUCUAUUACACCAUUGGAUGGUUGAUCUUCAUGGAAGAUAGCCCUGUCAAAUUUAAAUCUUCAAUGGAUCCUCUCCUGCAGGUUUUCAUCAGUCUGGAAUCAACACCUGAUACCAUGUUUCGAACUGAUACUGUAAAGUAUGCAUUGAUUGGGUUGAUGCGGGAUCUCAGAGGAAUUGCAAUGGCCACAAAUAGCCGCAGAACCUAUGGACUCUUAUUUGAUUGGCUUUAUCCUGCGCACAUGCCUCUUCUUUUAAAAGGCAUUUCACAUUGGACAGAUACACCAGAGGUUACAACCCCAUUGUUAAAGUUUAUGGCAGAAUUUGUGCUAAACAAGGCCCAACGUCUAACUUUUGACUCAUCAUCUCCUAAUGGAAUACUUCUUUUCCGUGAAGUCAGCAAGUUAAUUAUUGCUUAUGGAUCAAGAAUUUUGUCUCUUCCAAAUGCUGCAGAUGUUUAUGCCUUUAAGUACAAGGGAAUUUGGAUAUGUUUAACUAUCCUUUCAAGAGCACUUGCUGGAAACUAUGUCAAUUUUGGUGUCUUUGAAUUAUAUGGAGAUAGAGCACUUGCCGAUGCACUUGAUAUUGCUCUAAAAAUGAUGCUUUCAAUUCCUUUAUCUGACAUAUUGGCAUAUCGGAAGCUUACCAGGGCCUACUUUUCUUUCUUGGAAGUUCUAUUCAGCAGCCAUAUUGGUUUUGUAUUAAAGUUAGAUACAAGCACCUUCAUGCAUAUUGCUGGAUCUCUAGAAUCUGGUUUAAAAGGUCUUGAUGCUAAUAUCUCAUCACAGUGUGCAUCAGCUGUUGAUAAUUUGGCUGCUUUCUAUUUUAACAAUAUUACGGUGGGAGAGCCACCCACAUCACCCGCCGCAUUGAGUCUUGCUCGACAUAUUGCUGAAUGCCCCAGCUUGUUCCCAGAAUUAUUGAAGACUCUAUUUGAGAUUGUUUUAUUUGAAGACUGUGGAAACCAAUGGAGUCUUAGCAGACCAAUGCUGAGUUUGAUACUUAUAAGUGAACAGAUAUUUACUGAUUUAAAAGCUCAGAUUUUGGCUUCUCAACCCACAGAUCAACAGCAGCGCCUCUCCAUGUGUUUUGACAAAUUGAUGGCAGAUGUUACUCGAAGUUUGGAUUCAAAGAACAGGGACAAAUUCACUCAAAACCUGACUAUAUUCAGGCAUGAAUUCCGUGUCAAAUAGCAUUCACUUCCCUAGAUAUACAUGGACGCAUCUUUUGGGUGAAAUUUUCAACCAAUAUACCAGAUGAACAAUCGAUGUUGCGAUCUACCAUACUUCUUUCGGUUGCAGAUAGAUUCUUUUGGUGCUAGUCAGACUGUCAGAGCACCUCUGUUGAUGAUCUUCUGGUGCUAACAAAGGAGAAAGAAGGUUUGUGAAGAUCACUGGUAUGCUUGCAAAUUGGAUCAGUUCUCUGUGAAUUCUUUGUAGUUGUAUUUAACUCUUUCUCUUUUCCCUUGGGAGCCAGGGAAGAGCUAGAAAUUUAUACAGGGGUAGUCAAAGGGCAUUGGGAUUUCUGAAGCUAGUGGCUAGUAUGAUGUUAAAUGGGGAUCAGAUCAAUUCUUUUACUCAAAGAAAAAAGAAAGAUGUAUAUAAGUGAUUCUUUCGUUUUGUUACAGAAAUGGAUUUCUGAAGCAGAUCUCUGUACAUUACCCGUUCUUUUAUUUUGUAAUUGUUGAUGUAAGCUGAAAUUUGCAGAAUUCCUGCUUGCCCAUGUAUAGCUUUCUUUUCCAGCUGACCA
Molecule: messenger RNA, 4245 nt
Organism: Nelumbo nucifera (sacred lotus)
Lineage: Eukaryota; Viridiplantae; Streptophyta; Magnoliopsida; Proteales; Nelumbonaceae
Product: ARM repeat superfamily protein
Biological process (GO): protein export from nucleus
Cellular component (GO): cytoplasm; nuclear pore
Molecular function (GO): nuclear export signal receptor activity; small GTPase binding
Source: RefSeq, a predicted model, not a curated record